Messenger RNA from Vicia faba (fava bean), 453 nucleotides. The record is from the annotation of a GenBank genome assembly. NCBI's taxonomy places the organism in Eukaryota, Viridiplantae, Streptophyta, Magnoliopsida, Fabales, Fabaceae.
AUGUCGCCGUCACCGUCGAUAUCCACCGGAAAAAGCAGUAAAAUCCGCCGCAUUGUGCGGCUGCGUCAAAUGCUUCUCCGGUGGAGAAAGAAAGCUAGAUUAUCAACAACCUCCGAUGUGCCGGAAGGACACGUGGCGGUUUGCGUGGGUCCUACGAUGAGGAGGUUCGUCGUUCGCGCUAGCUACUUGAAUCACCCGAUCUUCAAGAAGCUUCUGAUGCAGGCGGAGGAGGAGUACGGUUUUUGUAACGAUGGACCGCUUGCUAUACCGUGUGAUGAGUUGGUUUUUGAAGAGCUUCUUCGGGUUAUGGCCCGACCCGAACCGAGAUUAUCGAUGAUUGAGAAUUUUCAGAAACGGUGCCACGUGGAUGUGAGAAAGAGAAAUAGUAGUAAUAGUGGUUUUGAGUUUGUAGGAGAAUCAAGUCCGUUGCUUCAGAAUGAUCUAAUUUGCUGA